GUUUUUCAUUCCCUGAAUUACCAAGACUUGCCGGAAUAUUUUGAAGACAACAUGGUGUCCUGGAUUCCGAACUUCUGUGAGCUCCUUUCGCAUUCAAAUCCAUCUCUUGUGUCAGAUUCGGAUACAGAUCCAGGUCAUUUGGAGAAGUUAAAAGGGGAGAUCUGCGACAUUGCGUCUCUCUACGCCCAAAAGUACGGCGAAGAGUUCGAGCAGUAUUUGGGACCCUUUGUCAGAAGCACUUGGAACCUUCUUACAACCACUUCAAACGCCCUGAAGUACGACAGUCCUGUCGGAUCUGCUAUUGGAUUUUCAUCAUUCGUUGCCAACCGCGUGUCUAACAAGAAUUUAUUCGACGAUGACGCUUCGUUGGCGUCCAGAAGUAAUCAUACCGAACAUGGAAUUCAGACCUGGAGACCGAGAGCUCUUCGAAGACAGUCCAGAAGAUUACAUUCGCCAUGAUGUCGAAGGCUCAGACAUGGAAACCAGGCGUCGAGCCGCGUGUGAACUCGUUCGCGCUUUGUCGAUGUUCUUCGAGACGAAAAUCACGGUGAACAUCUUUGAAUACGGCAACAGCUUGUUAUCGCGACAUGCUUCAAAUCCAGAAAAUCACUGGCGUGAGAAAGAUGCAGCUUUUUAUUUGGUUGCAAAAGGGAAGACAGAAAAAAAGCGGAGUAACCAAGGCAAAUGCUCUGGUCGAUAUCAAAAGUUUCUUCUCGCACCAUAUCCUACCAGAGCUGGCAGAUGCGCAAGUUGAUGCCCAUCCAGUGCUAAAAGCAGAUACUUUGCAAUAAGUGCAUGUGUUUCGAUCUCUGCUGGAUGCGAAGCUCGUUCGCUCUGCGAUCCCACCGAUGGUGUAACAUUUGUCUGCUAAGUCGAUCGUGUCGCAUUUGUACGUUGCAUCGGCUAUAGAAAAAAUUCUGGCCAUGCGUGACAAGAUGGUGUCUGCUGCGGAUUUAUUAUCUGAGAUGGAGUCGUUAUUGAAAAACCUUAUUUCAAUCUCGGAGGUCGAAGGAUCAAAGGUGAAUGAAUAUGUGAUGCUGGCAACAAUGAGAGUAUUGGCGUGCCUGUGGUUGGGGUGCCUUAUGGAGCUUCUCUGGUGGGAAAAAUUGUGGUUUUGGAACUCUUUCUUGGUCAGGGCAUGUUGCAGGUUGGGAUAGGUGAUUGGCGGACAAGCCGCCAGUAAGACUUGACACAAGUUAGACAAGAUUUUUCAGUUUAUUCAAAGGGCAGAUCAGAUACACAGACUUUCUUUCUUGACAGCAAUUUGUCCUGACACACACACACACUGUCCCAGAGCUCUUGGUUGGAGAGUGGCUGAAGCAGAAGUGUCCUCGUUCCUACUUUUUCCCUUUUCAUCCUCCUUGUCCCUGUUCAGUUUCCUUGGAGGAUCUGGCUGGAUGCAGCUGCAUGCCUAGGUGUUGUUGGGGGUCAUAUUCUGUACACCUGGUGUUGUUGUGAAUUUUGUUCUGUACAUAUGUUGGGAGUUUGUAUGCCUGGUGUUGUUGUUCCUGAUGUUUAUGUUCCUUUCUUGUUUUCCCUCCUGGAAGGUGUGCUGACCCUUACUAAGCUGUAGUGUUGGUAUCACAAAGUGUACCAUAAUAACCAAGACUUCUGGCUACCUAGACUACUAGAGGAAUGUGUUGUCAGGAGGUUUUCAUGUGAAAUUGCAGUGAGACCCCCACAUGUGGACACCUCAACAUGGGGACAAUUGAACAUAUGGACAUUAAUUUUCAAUUUGAAAAUCAUUAAAAAGGCCCAACAUGCAGAUAAUGACUCAACAUGAGGAUAUUGCAUGAUAAAAUUGGCAAUAAAUUUUAGGAAAAUUGACUUAGGCCUAAUUGCAAGAAACAGAUAUUCCCAAACCUAAGAUCUAUGCAAGAAAAAUUCUUUGGUACUUUUCCCAUCACUUUUCCAACCAUCCAGCUAAUUUAAAUAAUUUAUCCAUAGCACAGAGGGACUUCCUUCACUCUUUGUGGCUUGGAUGUUAUUUUUACAGAUGCCAACAUUUCAAUGAACUGUGCAGUGGUAUAAUAUUCAAUGCUCCAAAUGUUCUUAUUGGGUUGAAAAGAUAUUCACUGAUUCAAAUUCAAGUGGUAAAAUUUUUUUUCAUGGAAUUCUUGAGAAUAUUUCUCCUAUACAACACCAAUGUAAGUUUGUGGGAAAACGAGACUCAACUUAGGGACACUCUUGAUGCAUCAAUUAUGUCUGCGUCUGGGGGUCUCACUGUUAUAUACUAGUCCUUGAUGUACAAUUAAGUACUUGAAUCAUUUUGUUCCUGACAUUUUUUGACUGCUGUAAACCUUAGGAAUCUGUUUUGUUUUGCUGGAUUUGUGAUGCUGAGUGCUUCAAAUGAAUCGGGGAGCCGACAAAAUGGUCGUGGAGGGCCCACCAACAAAUUGCAAACCAUUCGCUCAACUCUGUCUAAACAUCACAAGCCCUUCUUCAGCGCUCGAGUUGGCUUCGGUUGAUCGUCGCAACUGGCUGAUCCAUUUGCAUUUUGUUCGCCAAGAACAUGAUAUUUGCAAAAGGUUGAUUGAAGAACAGUUGGACGAGACGCGAGGGAUGUGCGAAUAUGCUAACUUCAUCAUGGCUGUCAUUUUACGUCACGAAGGAAAAAUUCAGGAAUCUUUGGAGCUCUUUCAAGCUUGCGCAGUGUUGAAUCCUUCAAACGUGGAUAAUCUCAAGCAAGCCGCACAUUCAUUAUUUCUUCUGGGUAGGCACAAAGCUGCCGUGGAUAUAUAUCUGGAAACGUUGAAGUAUUGCGCCAAAGAUUGGGAAAUCAGUCACAAUAUAGGUCUGUGCAAGCUUUACUUGGGGGAGGUUGACGAAGCUCAAAAGUUUUUUCGGGAUGCCUUGCAGUGCGAGAAGAAUCCGCUGACGUAUCACUUCCUGGGAAGGACUUACAUUGCUUUGAAUGACUUACCGGCUGCAAUUGAAGUUUUCCAAGCAGCUGUUGACGUUUUUCCGUGGGAUAGUAACUUGAACACCACCAUGGGCCUUUUAUACUUACAAAGUGGACACCUCGGCAGAGCUUUUGAACGACUCGGUAAUGCACUAACACUUGAUAGCGAAAAGGUCCAGCAGCUUUGUCGUAAAAUUCUCCAGGGAGGAAACAGCGCUCGUGGUAUCAACGAAUUCAAUGCUUUUGAAUCGCGACCGAAUGGAAAAGCGUUACUAGCUGCUGGAGCAAUUAUGCAAAUGCACGGUGAUCAUGACGCAGCAUUAGGCAAAUAUCGAGUUGCUGCGUUCUGUACUCCGGAGUCUGCACCUUUAUGGAAUAAUAUUGCCAUGGCUUUCUAUGGCAAGAAUAAGUUUGUGGCGGCGAUCAGCUGUUUGAAGAGAGCUCAUUACUUGAAUCCAAUCGACUGGAAGGUGUUGUGGAACCUUGGACUGGUGCACUUAACAAUGCACCAAUACGCGACAGCUUUCAAUUUCCUGUCAGCUGCGGGAAAUUUGCGUCCGAACCGAGGAAAUAUUUUCUCGCUUCUUGGAGGUAGGAAAGGAAAUGCCGUGACUUUGACGAGACUGAACGACGCAGAAAAUGCUCGUCUCGCUUAUGUAGAAGCCGUUAAAUUGGAUGAGAAGGACUGGCUAGUUUGCCUGAAUUAUGCCUAUUUUCUGAACACAGUCCCAGACCGGGACGCUGCUGUGGAAAUGAUGAAUCUGUUGCAGAAGCGAGUCUUGGCAAGAAUUAGUUCGAAGCGUGCGUCCUCUUCAUUGGACAUCGACUUUGAGGUAAAGUUAGGAGAAUUGUUGCCUCAGUCCUACAGCUACCACAAAUGGCCGAUAGAGUUCCUCUUGAAUACUGUCAUUGAACUCUCGUCACGGCUGGCUCAAGCCCUCGGGAUGGACUGGAACUUGGAAGCGGCAAUUCGUGCUAAGCGGACGUCCCGCACAACGACAAUACAAACUGAAAAGCUGAUUGCGACUGAUGAUACCCGAGAGGAAGUUGAAGUAGGAGGGACUGCUGAAGUC
Molecule: messenger RNA, 3975 nt
Organism: Notodromas monacha
Lineage: Eukaryota; Metazoa; Arthropoda; Ostracoda; Podocopida; Cyprididae
Source: the annotation of a GenBank genome assembly